AUGACAGAAAAUCAAACAUGGGUCACAGAAUUCAUUCUCCUGGGAUUCCCACUCAGCCCACUGACUCAGGUGUUCCUCUUCGGGCUCUUCUCCCUGUUCUAUGCCUUCACCCUGCUGGGGAACAGCACCAUCCUGGGGCUCAUCUGGCUGGAUUCCCGACUGCACACCCCCAUGUACUUCUUCCUCUCCCACCUGGCUGUUGUUGACAUAGCCUAUGCCUCAAAUAAUGUCCCAAAGAUGCUGGCGAACCUUCUGAACAAGGAAAAAACGAUCUCCUUUGUCCCAUGCAUAAUGCAGACCUUUUUAUACAUGGCUUUUGCUCAUACUGAGUGUCUCAUCUUAGUAAUGAUGUCUUAUGAUCGAUAUGUGGCGAUUUGCCACCCCCUACGUUACACUGUCAUCAUGAACUGGAGAGUAUGCACGGUUCAGGCUGUCAUUUCCUGGGCAUGCGGCUCCCUGCUGGCCCUGGUCCAUGUGGUUCUCAUCCUGAGGCUGCCCUUCUGUGGGCCUCAUGAAAUCAACCACUUCUUCUGUGAGAUCCUGUCUGUCCUCAAGCUGGCCUGCGCUGACACCUGGCUCAACCAAGUUGUCAUUUUUGCUGCUUCUGUGUUUAUCUUAGUCGGGCCCCUCUGCUUGGUGCUGGUGUCCUACACGCGCAUCCUGUUCGCCAUCCUGAGGAUCCAGUCCGGGGAGGGCCGCAGAAAGGCCUUCUCCACCUGCUCCUCCCACCUCUGCGUGGUGGGGCUCUUCUUUGGAAGCGCCAUUGUCAUGUACAUGGCCCCCAAAUCCCACCACCCUGAGGAGCAGCAGAAGAUCCUUUCCUUGUUUUACAGCCUUUUCAACCCUAUGCUGAACCCGCUGAUCUACAGCCUGAGGAACACCGAUGUCAAGGGCGCCCUGAGGAGAGUGCUGUGGAUGGAGAGAUCAAUGUGA
Molecule: messenger RNA, 933 nt
Organism: Leopardus geoffroyi (Geoffroy's cat)
Lineage: Eukaryota; Metazoa; Chordata; Mammalia; Carnivora; Felidae
Product: olfactory receptor 2A5
Exons: 1
Coding region: 1-933 (310 amino acids)
Biological process (GO): G protein-coupled receptor signaling pathway
Cellular component (GO): membrane
Molecular function (GO): olfactory receptor activity; G protein-coupled receptor activity
Source: RefSeq, a predicted model, not a curated record